Molecule: messenger RNA, 678 nt
Organism: Amoebophrya sp. A25
Lineage: Eukaryota; Dinophyceae; Syndiniales; Amoebophryaceae
Source: the annotation of a GenBank genome assembly
GGCAACUGGUCGAAAAGUUUUAUUUGGAGGGAAAAAUCAUGAUUUUGAUUGCGACGUCCACUCUCGCGUGGGGUGUCAACUUUCCCGCGCAUCUAGUCGUGGUCAAAGGCACUGAAUUCUUCGACGGUGCGACCAAAAGAUACGUCGACUUCCCUAUCACCGAUGUGUUACAGAUGAUGGGGCGUGCAGGUCGACCUCAGUUCGAUGACAAGGCCGUUGCUUGUAUCUUUGUGCACGAACCGAAGAAGCAUUUUUACAGGAAGUUCAUCUAUGAGCCCUUUCCGGUGGAGUCGAGUUUGCAUGAACAGUUGACAGACCACUUGAACGCGGAAGUGGUUGGGAGGACGAUCACAAACAAAGCGGAAGCCUUGGAUUACUUGACGUGGACGUACUUUUACAGACGUUUGCUGGUGAAUCCGUCGUACUACAAUCCAGCUGCGGCGUUGAGCAUGACCGGAGGAGCCGGAGAGUCAGAUGCGAAGGCUGUGACGGGACCUUUGGCACAGCAUGAGCAGACCGCGCAAACCGCGAUUUACCUGGAGAAGUUGUUGGAUAGGUCUUUAGCUGAUUUGGUUCGUGCGAAAUGCAUCUGCUUGAAAAGCGCUGGCCAAGACGAAGAUGGCAACUGGAGACCCCUAGUGAUAGAGUCGCAGCCACUGGGGAAAGUCGCUUCUUUGU